Molecule: messenger RNA, 2415 nt
Organism: Labeo rohita (rohu)
Lineage: Eukaryota; Metazoa; Chordata; Actinopteri; Cypriniformes; Cyprinidae
Product: claudin-3
Exons: 2
Coding region: 266-1399 (377 amino acids)
Biological process (GO): cell adhesion; bicellular tight junction assembly
Cellular component (GO): plasma membrane; bicellular tight junction
Molecular function (GO): structural molecule activity
Source: RefSeq, a predicted model, not a curated record
CCAAUACCAAGAUCGCACCUUAUCAUAUGAUGUCAUAACCCAGGUAGGUCAGCCCUGUUUCUCAGAACGACUGAAGUUUCUACCAGGACAGAACAUUCCAGCCGACCUUGAAGAGGAGAUUCAGUGUGUCAACACCCACCUCCAUGCUUGAAUGGUCCUUUGGUGAUUUUGGAGAUUCCUGAUGUAAUUGUGUCAAGGACUCGUACAGACGAACAGUGAGCCUCAGAGAGCACAAAAGAGAGUUUAAAAGAGAAAGUGCAGAGACAUGGCGGCUUUCGGUCUGGAGUUAGUGGGAGUCACGCUCUCGGUUCUUGGCUGGAUUCUCAGCAUUGUGUGCUGUGCUUUGCCCAUGUGGAGGGUCACCGCGUUCAUCGGCAACAACAUCGUCACGGCGCAGGUGUACUGGGAGGGAAUCUGGAUGAGCUGUGUGGUUCAGAGUACUGGACAGAUGCAGUGUAAAGUCUACGACUCCAUGUUGUCUCUUGCCGCAGACCUACAGGCGGCUCGCGCUCUGGUGGUGGUGUCCAUUAUCUUGGGCAUCCUUGCGCUCUUUGUCUCAAUAGUGGGGGCCAAGUGCACCAACUGCAUUGAGGAUGAAGGGGCCAAAGCCCGUGUCAUGAUCAGCUCUGGUGCCGCUUUCAUAACAGCCGCGGUCAUGCAGCUCAUUCCCGUGUCCUGGUCAGCGCACACCGUUAUUUUGGAGUUCUACAGUCCAGUUGUUCCAGAAGCUCAGAAGAUGGAAAUAGGGGUAAAAAUGUCGAUGGGAAUGGAGCUUGGGGGCAUUGCCCUUGGCAUCAUUGGCUGGAUCAUUAGUAUUGUCGCUUGCGCUCUUCCAAUGUGGCGUGUCUCGGCCUUCGUGGGCGCAAACAUCGUCACGGCACAAGUCAUCUGGGAAGGUUUAUGGAUGAAUUGUGUUGUCCAGAGCACCGGACAGAUGCAAUGCAAGGUCUACGACUCUAUGCUUGCUCUAUCGCAGGAUCUCCAGGCUUCCAGGGCCAUGUCGGUCGUCGCCAUCAUCUUGGCCAUCCUGGGCGUGUUGAUCUCCAUCAUGGGCGCCAAAUGCACCAACUGUAUCGAGGAUGAAGCAUCCAAGGCUAAAGUGAUGAUCGUCUCCGGCGUGAUGUUCAUUAUUGCCGGCGUCCUGGUGCUCAUUCCGGCGGCCUGGGUGGCAAACCAAACCAUUCGGGACUUCUACAACCCAUUACUGACCACCGCUCAGCAAAGAGAGCUUGGGGCAUCCAUCUACAUAGGGUUUGCCGCUGCUGCUCUGCUGCUGAUCGGAGGAGCGUUGCUGUGCUGCACCUGUCCUCCACGGGAGAAGAAGUACAAGCCACCAAGAAUGGGCUACUCUGCUCCACGCUCCGUCAGUGGUGGAUAUGACAGGAAGGACUAUGUUUAAAAUUAGUUCUCUUGUGAAAAAGUAGAAACAAAAAAAAAAAAUUUGAAGAUCUCACCAAAAGGAUGGAGAUGCUUCUGAAAGGACUCCGCAAUGAAGGGUCAUACGAUUGCUUUUUGACUGUUUAAGACUGUGUGUGUGUGUGUGUGUGUGUGUGUGUGUUAAGGGCUGGUAGGUUUACCUGUCAGGGAUUUUGUGUUUAUACAUUUUAUGUUUUAGAAUAUUUGUGUUUUUUGUUCAACUGUUCCUGCUUCUUGUGAUACCCAAAGGUCAACAAUGAAAUAACUAGUGUCAAAAUUGACUCUUUGUUCUUUGUAAGCAGACAUGAAAAGAUGUCUAAAAACAGUUUCUGUGUCGUUUUGAUGGCUUAUCUGUCGCUUACGUAUGUUGGCAGGAAGAGAAAGGCUUCAGCUCUUUACAUAUAUUUGCUUAUGAAAAUUUCACUGAACACAGAAACUGAAGAUAUGUUUUGUUUUUCCUUUUACAUUUCAAAUUUAUAGAGGUUGUACAUCAUCGCCUUUCUGUAUAGUUUACUUAAACCUUUUUGUACAAUUGUUUUAUUAUUCGUUGAUGUUUUUUACAGAUUUAAAAGACAUUGUUGAGUGUAUUUUCUACAUAACCGUUUAAAUAUUUGUCAAAAUUGAAUGCUUGGAAAAGUAAAGUAGUACAAUAGUUGAUAUAUAAAACAAAUGGUCAGUUACAACAAACAAUAGACUGUUGGAGUGGUUGUACCUGUUUGCUCCUUUGUUGUACAAUUGGGCCAGUGAUGUGAAUACACAUUCUGAGAUCGACCACUCGGUUUACAAACCUUAGGCAAGCUGUACUGUUUGCCAUAGGUGGUGGCAGACAGAUCCAACCAAAACCGGUCUGAGUGACUGUGAGGUGAAAAGGAAUGGGAAUUAAACAGGAAACUUAUAAGUUGCAAAUGUUUAGCUUAUCAUAUGCAUAUACUGUAUGUUUGUACUUAAGUGCAUUGUAAUUUCAACAUGACUGCAAUAAAAACAGAAUUUAUGCUUUAA